Molecule: messenger RNA, 1613 nt
Organism: Bursaphelenchus xylophilus (pine wood nematode)
Lineage: Eukaryota; Metazoa; Nematoda; Chromadorea; Rhabditida; Aphelenchoididae
Source: the annotation of a GenBank genome assembly
AUGGCGAAGCUCGCAAUCCACAAAACACAUCAGAAUCUGGCAGAGGAUGACACCGAUACUCCAAUGUCUCUCAAACCAGAACCCGUUCAUAAGUUACACGCAUCCGAGCCUCUGCCGAUUGAUGAUGAUGUUAGUCGUGUAAGUGCAAUGCAAAAUGUUAUUACAAAUUACAGAAUUCCAUCUCGACGACCACAGAGUCGGCCCAGAACAACGCUAAAAUGGCCAAAGGUACAGUUCUCGUCCAAAAAUUCAUUUUAUCCAUUUCAAAACGGGACGAGCUCAAGGUAAAAAGUAUCCAACUGUUUGUGUUAACAAAUUUUCAGCCGGACGUAGAUGCAGACUUCAAGGAUAAUCUCAGACAAGCCGAGGAAGCCAUCAAGUGUGAAAUCUACCCAGAACUCAUCCCAGCAGGAAGUUCUGGAUCAUACUUUGUACGGAAUAAGGGCGGAGAAUUCCUAGCUGUAUUUAAACCCAAGGACGAAGAACCGUUUGCUUCCCUUAACCCCAAAUGGCCCAAAUUCUUCCAACGUAUCUUGUGUUUCUGCUGCUUUGGAAGGGCUUGUCUGAUACCAAACAAUGGAUAUCUAAGUGAAACGGGGGCUUCCUUGCUGGACGAUCGGCUCAAGGCAAGGGAAACCGCACAAAAUUUCUAAUAAACACUUUUUUUUCAGCUCGGCAUUGUCCCCAAAACCCGACUGGUGAAGCUCACAUCUCCCACUUUCAGUUAUAACAAGAGAUGUGGCCAAAAAAGAGAGAUUUCUCCAAAAGAAGGGAGCUAUCAGAUAUUUGUUCACGGUUAUCGACCAGCCACCGAAGUGUUCGCCGAAUGGAAUGACAAAGGAAUCUCUAAUGUCCUCACUGAUGCUGAACAACACGAAUUCACCGUAUAUUUUCAAAAACUGGUAGUUCUCGACUAUCUGAUCAGGAAUACGGACAGGCAUAUGGAUAAUUGGUUGAUCAAACACAUUCCCGGGAAGGAAUUGAAAAUCGCCGCAAUCGACAAUGGCCUCGCUUUCCCCGUUAAACAUCCGGAAACUGCCAGUCGCUUCCGACAAUUCCCGUUCGGGUGGAGUACGUUGACCUGGGCCAAGAAGGUCAGUUUUUGAUUAAUGAAAAAGUUCAAAUUAUAGAGUUUCCGAACAACAAGCUUUUUUAACUGUGUCGUAGAAUAAAAUCUGUGACACCGGUCAUGAUGACAAGGUGCAUCUUUAUGGAAUCUCGUAAAUUGGUCAUAAUGAUCGCGAAAUUUGACACAUUUUCUGGAAAUGCGGAUAAAGUUUGGAUUUUUUCAGAAAUGGGAGAAAGAAUUGACGGAUCAUUUCCUGUCGCUCCUCACUCCCAAGAAUGUCCAUUUCUUAUGCCAAGAUCUAAAGGCCCUCUUCAAACACGGCUCUUCAAAUUCCCAGUUGAUCAACAAUCAGUUGCGAGUAUUCAGAGGCCAAGUCUGGAAUCUGGUGGAUUCAAUGAGACAUAAUGAAUCUCCUUUUGAAUUAUCCAAGAGGACUCCAGUUCUCCUUGCCAGAAGGUAUCUGACCACCAUUCCUAAUACGAACAACUGGAGGGAUUGGUAUAAACUCAAGGAGAUGGAUUAUAGCAACAGAGCCUGUUGCUGA